GUUGUUAAUACCAUCAGAACUAUGUCGGGUAGUGUCACAACCCUGGAAGCACCUGAUGGUGGCUGGGGCAUAUUUGUUUGCAUAGGCAUGGCAAUGCCAUUUAUUAGUGGUCUUGCUGCUUUGCCCUCUUUUGGUUUAAUUUUUGGUGACUUUCUUAAAAGUAUUUCUGCUGAAACUAGUGCGAUUGCUUUCAUUACAAGUGCGUUUUUCUGUGCAUUCAGCUUUGCCGGUUUAUUCUCAGGAUCAUUAUUUAAUCGUUUUGGAUUGCGGAAUGUGGGAAUACUCGGUGGUGUACUAUAUUUUUUGGGCUCAUUUUUUCAAAUAUUUGUUACGUCUACAACAACACUUUUACUUUCAUUCAGUUUAAUACAAGGUGUAGGCUUUGGACUUAUUGUACCGACGUCGUAUACUACAUUCAAUAACUAUUUCGUUAAAAAACGCGUUAUGUGGAUGAGUUUUGCGCAAUCACUUAUUGGCGUUGGUACUAUGGUUUAUCCUGUGCUUAUGCAGAAAUUAAUGGAAUCAUAUGGAUUUCGUGGUUGUUUAUUAAUACUAUCAGCUAUUAACGCGCAUGCAAUUUUGGGUAUGGUACUAAUGCAACCAGUGGAAUGGCAUAUGCGACGCAUACAAGUAGUAGACCAAGAAUUGGUGGAGAAGAUAAUUAAUUCAAAACAAAAUAAUUUAAUUGAAAUUAAAAAAAACACGGUCGAAAAGAAUAACAAGGAGAAGCUUAACAUAAUAGAAACUAGAAAUAGUGUAGUGCCAAGUAACAAUGUUCAACCCAAUAGUUUAAAGGAAACAGAAGUUGAUGCCGAUAAUGGUAAUCAUUUGUCGCCUCUUAUGGUUUACAGUCGUAAGAGUUCAUAUAAAUUUUCAAAAGAAGACUUAAAAAUACUUGCCAGUCGUUCAUCUAGCAUAACCAGUUUAGGUAAUUGGACUGGACCAAUAAUUGUUAGUGAUGCAUCUCCAGAGAUGACACAUUUCCCUACUUCACAACGUUCGUCGGUAAUUAGUAGUAUUAAAGGACCAAUUCAAUUACGCAAAAGUAACUGGCAGUAUAUUAUCGAUUUCCUCGAUCUAACAUUAAUGAAAAAUCCAAUAUAUGUUAACAUCGUUUUAGGUAUCUCAUUUGCUUUAUACUCAGAUAUAGCAUUUUUUACACUACAACCAAUUUAUAUGUUUGAAUUGGGUUUUAGCAAACCAGAUACAGCUAGUAUAAUCGCUAUAGGAGCCGCUGCAGAUUUAAUAUCACGCAUAUUUCUUGCAUUCUCAGCGGUGUUUAUUCAAAUGCCAUCCCGCUAUAUUUAUUUAGCUGGCUCUUUUUUCACAGUUAUCUCAAGAUUUGCAUUUCUACAUGUAUUUGAUUUUACUGGUAUGGCUUUAAUAACAGCAGUAAUGGGUUUCUUAAGAACUUGGAUUCAUGUACCACUACCUCUAGUGUUUGCUGAGUUUUUACCAAAAGAAAGAUUUGCUACCGGUUAUGGACUCUUUAUGUUUUUACAAGGAAAUAUAAUGUUUGCCAUUGGUCCACUUAUUGGCUAUUUACGAGAUAAGACACAAGAUUACAAUUUAACAUUUCAUUGCCUUAACAUUUUUAUGGCUCUUUGUGCAGUGCCUUGGCUUAUUGAAAUUAUUUGUGUUAAAUUUCGAAGAAAGAAUAAA
Teleopsis dalmanni is the source of this 1662-nucleotide messenger RNA. Its product is annotated as monocarboxylate transporter 9. The transcript is spliced from 5 exons. The annotation marks the transcript as partial. Gene Ontology annotation, biological process: monocarboxylic acid transport; transmembrane transport. Gene Ontology annotation, molecular function: monocarboxylic acid transmembrane transporter activity. NCBI's taxonomy places the organism in Eukaryota, Metazoa, Arthropoda, Insecta, Diptera, Diopsidae. The record is from RefSeq and is a predicted model, not a curated record.